AUGGAGGAAAAAGUUACGACGAAUUACCUCGAGGAAAAGUGUUUCCAUGAGACGUUUGUUGCCCCGCAGUGGCUGCCUGGAGGCAACUCGUUCUGGUACCGUCGACAAGUCGAUAUAGGCAGAUUCAGCAAAUUCAAGUUCAUCCUUGUUGACAUUCUCGCCAAGUCCGUCAGACCUGCUUUUGAUCAUCAUCGACUAGCUCGUGCCCUCGGGAGAAUUACAGGAAAUAAAAUCGACGGAGGCAAUCUGCCUUUUACCUGGAUCGAACUGCAAGACUCUGUCGUUCGCUUCCGCUUCCAGGAGCACAUUUGGCAAUACGAUCCCGAAAAAGGCUUAUCAGGGUGGCCGGGGAAGUUUACUCAGGGAAACGCUCUCCUGAUGCGGAGACAGGAGCCCAGCGGCUCUACCUUGUCUUCACCGCACGCCACAGUUGGCUUUGUCAACAUUACGAGGUCAAAGCUGGAUCUGUUCUUCGUGGACGGAUUUGGGGCAGCGAACUACUUCAUGCCCAUCCCGAGUGGCAAGACGGUGUUCCAAAAAACAAGUGUCAAAGCUGUCUGGAGGAUUGAGGAUGGAGAUACACACCAGCUGAGAGGCAUCUAUUGUGUCACAAACCCUGGAUACAACGUUGUAUAUGUGGGCGAGGUUGAUGUCGACGAGUAUCUGGGCGAUGCCGAACUUCCCUAUGGCUGGGAGCAGCGGAGAGAUGAGAACGGGCGUGUGUUCUAUUUGGAUCAUAACACUAGGACUGCCCAUUGGGUCUGUCCUACCGUUGCUGGUGCUGCGGAUGCUCAGUCAGAGAAUGGUACCGCGGAUGCUCAGCCAGAGAAUGGUACUGCAGAUGCUCAGCCAGAGAAUGGCGCUACGGAUGCUCAGCCAGAGAAUGGUGCUGCGGAUGCUCAGUUAGAAAAUGGUGCUGCAGAUACUCAGUUAGAGAAUGGUGCUGCGGAUGAUCAGUUAAAGAAUGGCAAUGAGGUGGGAGAGUUGGAGAAUGACGAUAAGGUGGGAGAGUUGGAGAAUGGUGAUGAGGUGGGAGGGGAUGACGAGGCUGAAAAACAGCAAGUCACCCUCGUUCAAGAAGAACUGAGUGGCGAAGACCGAACCGAAAUAUAUUCCCUGCUUGCAGAGUUAUCUGAUUCCGAGGACUCUCACUACGACGGAUCCAUGCUUUACCUUUCCCCGAACAAUGAUUACGCCGUUGCUUGGCAGUACACAUCUGGCAGUGCCACUGAUGAAUACUGGGUUCAGUAUUGUUCGGACCUUCAACCUAAUCCAAGGUUAAUCAAAGAAUAUAAAUUCCUUCCAACGGACCGCCUUCGAGUUGAUCGCCCUCGUCUUUUCAAUCUUGCUUCAAAAUGUGAAGUUCCGACAGAGGAUGCUCUAUUCUCAAAUCAUUAUCAGCUACAUCACUUGGGCUGGAGUCCGGAUGGGUCAGAGUAUCGAUUCUUAUAUGAUGGGCGCGGCCACCAGGUCUUAAGAGUUCUGGGCAUACAUCAAUCUGGGUCAAUCCGAGUGUUGUACGAAGAGAACAGCAACACAUUCAUUGACGUCGCAUCAAAGCUAUACUAUACCCAGUUAUCUGGCUCUGAUAAAAUGAUAUGGGCCAGUGAGAGAGAUGGCCAUAAUCAUUUAUAUCUGAUCGACUUACAACAAGGCAAGAUACACAACCAGAUCACAAAGGGCGAUUGGAAUGUGGCUGUGGUGGACCGCAUUGAUGAGAAGACCCAGAGAAUUUGGCUGUCUGCAUAUGGAUUCCACCCAGGCGAAGACCCGUACCACUUGCAUCUGGUCCGUGUUAACUUUGAUGGUACGGGAUGCCAGGCUUUAACAGAUGGAAAUGGAACCCAUCUUUGGAGCUGGCCAUUUGAUAGCCAACAGUUCUUUGUUGACUCCUGGUCACGGGUCGACCUCCCUCCGCAGACUGUGGUACGAUGUUCAGAGACGGGCAUUGUUCAACUGAAACUUGAGGGUAUCUCCGCUAGAAAGCUCAAGCUGCAGGGCUGGGUCCCGCCUCAAAGGUUCCAUUGCCCUGGACGAGAUGGGGAAACCCUGAUUUACGGCAUCAUUACCAAGCCCCUCCACUUCGACAUAACUCGCUCGUAUCCUGUAAUCGAGUCAGUAUAUGCAGGCCCAUACGAUUUCUUUACACCGAAAAGCUUUGGGCAAGUUGCUUAUAACGGUCCCUGGGCAACCGGACACUAUGUCUCGGUUCAGCUUGAUGGCAUGGGUACCAAUUGGCGCUCCAAGCGAUUUCACGAUGUUUGUUAUAGAAACUUGAAUGAUGGAGGUUUUCCUGAUCGUAUCAUCUGGAUAAAAGAGGCUGCAAAGACGCGACGUUGGAUGAACCUGGAUCGAAUGGCUAUCGUUGGCACAUCUUUCGGAGGGUAUAAUGCUGCAGCCGCGUUGCUUCAUUUUGGCCACUUCUACAAGGUUGCUGUUUCUGACUCAGGUACACAUGAUGCUAGCCUUGUCCCUCAUUGGUGGGCUGAGCAGUGGUUAGGCUAUCCAAUUGGCAACUUAUCAUUUGCCCACCAGUCAAAUGUGAGCCAUGCUGGGGAGCUUCCAGAUGAUGCAAAGUUGAUGCUUGUGGUUGGAGGAAUGGACUCGACCCUCAAUCCUGCAUCAACUAUGAGAUUUGUUCAGCAACUGAACAAGGCGGAGAAGAUGUACGAAUUUGUCUUUAUUCCAGAAGGAGGCCAUAACUGCGGUUCGCAUGGGUAUGGGCUGAAGCGAGUGGACGCCUUUUUAAAGCGUGCGUUACUUGAAUCAGCUGAGGAGCCAACUUAG
This is a messenger RNA of Clonostachys byssicola, 2787 nucleotides long. NCBI's taxonomy places the organism in Eukaryota, Fungi, Ascomycota, Sordariomycetes, Hypocreales, Bionectriaceae. The record is from the annotation of a GenBank genome assembly.